AUCAUUUGAAAAUUUUUUAUUACACUCAAAAAAAAUUAUGCUCAAGAAAAUGAAGUUUCUUUCAUCACUUCUCAAGAGCAAAAGAAUUAGGUCUUCUUUACCAUCUUGUCACCAACAACCUAGAACACUUUCUUUCAAAGCCUUAGCCAACAAAAACAACAAUGACAUGUUCAAAACUAUUAAUUCAGCCUUUGACAUUAUUGAUGAAGAUUUAAGCCCUGAAUUAUCCCUUUUCACUGAUCAAUCUUUUGAGUGUGCUACUAGCUUCUCUACAUCUUCUGAGGAUCAUGAUCCAAUAGAGACAUUGAUCCAUGAAUUGUGUUCGGAUAAUGAUGACAACAACAACAACAAUAGGAUUUUCUUUGAGCUUGAUGAAACAAGUUCCAUUUUUGAGGCUUCAAAGGGUCCAUUAUUCAAGGAUAGUGUUGUUUUGUCCUUGGAUUCUAAUGACCCUUUUGUUGAUUUCAAGAAAUCAAUGGAGGAAAUGGUUGAAGCUCUUGGAUUGAAGGAGGAUUGGGAGGGUCUUGAAGAUCUCUUGUCUUGGUAUUUGAAGGUUAAUGAAAAAUCCAAUCAUGGCUAUAUUGUUGGUGCUUUUGUUGAUUUAUUGGUAGGUCUUGAAUUUUCUAAUAAUAAAAAUAAUAAUAAUUCUUCUUCUUCUAAUUCAUAUUUAUCUCCUAAUAUUCUUUCUUCUCCUUCUAAUAAUAAUUUAUCUUGUUAUAGUACUUUUCAAUCUUCUUCUUCUUGUAGCACUAGCACUACCCUUUAUGCUUCUAAUCAAUGUAUAGAAGGUGAAAGAGAGUGUCAUCAUAAUCAUAAUAGCCUUGUUAUUAGUGGCAGUUCUUCAUUGUUGUUAUUAGAGCAAGUUAAGGAAGAGAUUAUUCUUCAUGAAGAUAUUAUUGAUGAGGCUUCAUCUUCCUCUACUAGAAGUGCAUAA
This is a messenger RNA of Arachis duranensis, 934 nucleotides long. Its product is annotated as transcription repressor OFP15-like. The transcript has a single exon. The coding region runs from base 38 to 934 and encodes 298 amino acids. NCBI's taxonomy places the organism in Eukaryota, Viridiplantae, Streptophyta, Magnoliopsida, Fabales, Fabaceae. Gene Ontology annotation, biological process: negative regulation of DNA-templated transcription. The record is from RefSeq and is a predicted model, not a curated record.